AUGGCUGGAGCAAGUACAUCAGGGACGACUCAUUUAAAACUGCACAUAGCAAAAAGUUGUCCAAGUGCUCCGAAGGAAGCAAGUCCUUCGAGGGAAGGAACAGAUAUUAGGAAGCAAGUUCUUGUCAAACAACACAAUAAGGCAAGAAGUAAAGGGAUCUCAAGCCCUAGUGUUUUAAAUGAAGAGGAUCAGAAGGCUUCGAGGAGGGACCUUGCGCGAAUGGUCAUUUUGCAUGAGUACCCUCUUGCAAUUGUUGAUCAUGUUGGGUUUCGGGAUUUUGUUGGUGGUCUUCGGUUUAUUCGUAUGCCAUCUCCACAUGAUAAGUAUUUUCUUUCUAAAAUCCUUUUGGAGUGUAUUUCUGAUAGGAACAUUGAUUUGAAGUUAUUUGCCAUAACUGUAGAUAAUGCUAGCAAUGAUGAUGCACAUAUUCUGAAUUUGGUUGUUCAAGAGGGUUUGAAUGUAAUUGGUGAUGGUAUUGAAAAGUAUCAGUUUGCUCCAACUAAUAGGGAUUGGGAGGUAGCACAAAUUGUUUGUGAGAAGUUGGGUUACUUUCAUAAAGUUACUGAGUUGCUUUCUGGUACUGCCUACCCUACAGCUAAUCAUUAUUUUCCUUCAGUCUUUCGGUUGAAGUUGGAAUUAAAUCAAUGGCUUUCAAGUGAAGAUGAGUUGGUUAAGAAAAUAGCAGCAAAGAUGUUAGCUAAGUUUGAUAAAUAUUGGAGUGACGUUCAUGAUAUCAUGAGUUUGGCUAUUGUUUUAGAUCCAAGAUAUAAAUUGAUGUUAUUGACCUUUUAUUUUAAUAAAAUGUAUGGCAGUAAGGCUAACGAAGAAAUUGACAAGGUUAAGAAUCUUCUUUUUGAGUUGUUUGCGGAGUAUGACUUAGAAAACAUUGAUAGAGGAGUCAUUUAUUCUCAAACUUCAUCUUCUACAUCUACAUCAAGUGCUACACAUGAACAUGAUGAUACAAUGAGGGACUAUGAUUUGUUUGUUAGUAAUGCGACUACUAACAUAGGCCAAAUGAGUAGGGAUAUUAUAUCGGAGUUUGAACUUUAUACUAGUGAGAAAGUGGCACCUAGAACUGAACAAUUUGAUGUUUUGGGUUGGUGGAAGUGUAAUGCUAGUAAGUAUCCUACCUUGCAGCACAUUGCAAGGGAUAUUUUGGCUAUUCCUAUGACAACAAUUGCCUCAAAGUCGGCUUUUAGCACUUGUGGGAGAUUGUUGAGUCCACAUCGUAGCCAUCUUCAUCAUGAUACCUUAGAAGCAUUGAUGUGUGGGCAGAAUUGGUUAUGA
Quercus lobata is the source of this 1287-nucleotide messenger RNA. RefSeq names its product zinc finger BED domain-containing protein RICESLEEPER 2-like. The transcript is spliced from 4 exons. Lineage: Eukaryota; Viridiplantae; Streptophyta; Magnoliopsida; Fagales; Fagaceae. The coding region runs from base 1 to 1287 and encodes 428 amino acids. Gene Ontology annotation, molecular function: protein dimerization activity; DNA binding. The record is from RefSeq and is a predicted model, not a curated record.